Amphibalanus amphitrite is the source of this 1743-nucleotide messenger RNA. RefSeq lists its product as uncharacterized. The record is from RefSeq and is a predicted model, not a curated record. The transcript has 2 exons. NCBI's taxonomy places the organism in Eukaryota, Metazoa, Arthropoda, Thecostraca, Balanomorpha, Balanidae. The coding region runs from base 419 to 787 and encodes 122 amino acids.
GGGCGGGCAGUCGCACUGGAGAAGCGUAACUCGUGAGGAGAGGGGAGGAGGAGGCUUCAGCGCCACCCACCAGCUGGUCUGUGUGGAGAACUGUGGCUGGUCUCAUCUGAGAACCACAGCCGGACUCCGCUGAGAACCACAGCUGGUCUGUGGGCUCACCGGCGUUUGACCAACUAGAUCAACAGACUCGUACAUACGCCGAACGCCACCUGAAAAAUACUCAACACAGGCUGUGGCACGGUCUCCGCUCGACUCACGCUCGACUCCAGUUUGACUCAAGAAUCUAUUACGACUCAAGUUUGAAUCCAGUUUGACUUUUUGAGACGUUUCAAGACUGAGGAAAUCUACCAGUAGACUAUCCUACUCCGAAGAUCGUCUCGGUGAAUACGCCCACCGACUCGCAACAACCCGAGUCAUCAUGCACCCGAGUCACUCUUGUUCGGCCGAGCUGCGGCGACUCGGUGACUCCACCGAGUCAGGGAUCUCCGGCAGCUCGUGGCUGAGUCAGUUGUCACUGGCGUCGACUCCGAGUCAGAGUUCGGGCUGUGUGAGUCUGCCGGCCGAUCUCAGGAGAGAGUCCGCUCUCGCCAGAGCCGACUCUGCGCUCUUCCUGUCACCUUUUCUGCCGUACGUCGAAAUUCCGCCUGAGAAGGGUCUCCAGAAGUACAGGUCCAUUCUGCGUCUGGCAGCGAGAAAGGCCCGUAAAAACCUGCUGAAACAGAACACGCACCAGUGUACGAUUCCUGAGGAGUAUCGCGAGCAGCUCAAACAGAUCUACGUCUACUGAGAGCUACCGAGAGCUAUGAGAGCUACUGGGAGCUACUGGGAGCUACUGAGAGCUACUGAGAGCUACUGAGAGGUGCCGGGAGCUGCUGGGAGCUACUGAGAGCUACUGGGAGGUGCUGAGAGCUACUGAGAGGUGCCGGGAGCUGCUGGGAGCUACUGGGAGCUACUGAGAGGUACCGGGAGCUAUUGGGAGCUACUGAGAGCUACUGGGAGCUACUGGGAGCUACUGGGAGCUUCUGGGAGCUGUCGAGAGCUGUUUGAAGCCUCCGUGAGCUACUGAGAGGUGCCGGUGAUUGUCAGUGACUGUCGGCAGUCACCAGUAAAUUCAGCGGCGGUCAGUGGUUGCCAACGGCAGUCAGCAGCUGUUAGCAGCUGCCAGCGACUGUCAAUGGCUGUAAACGACUGCCACCACCUCUCAGUGACUGUUGGAAGCAGCAGGCAGUGACUGCCUGUCAGACGCUGUCAGCAUCUGAUAGUGACGGGUAUCACCUGCCGAGAGCUGUCAGUAGCUGCUGUCAGCGUCUGUCAGCGUCUGCCAGCAGCUGCUUGCGGCUGCCUGCGACUGACAGCAGCUGCAAGUGAUUGCCAGCGUCUGCCGAUAGCAGUCGGCAGCUGCCAACAGCUGCUGUCAGCGUCUGUCAGCUACCACCAGCUGCUGUCAGCGUAUGUCAGCUGUAGUCAGCUGCUGUCGGCGUUUGUCAGCUGCCGUCUGCUGCUGUCAGCUGCUGUCAGCUGCUGUCAGCUGCUGUCAGCGUCUGUCGUGUUCUGUGUGCCAUCUAGUCCGUGCCGACGAAUGAUUUCGUUGCAAUGAUACUCCAACCUGCGUGUACAACUCAAAUGUAAGCCACUGUUACGUAAAUAUAUGUGUAGAAAGGUGCAGAAAAGGCGGCCCUAGCACGGGUACCAAGUGUAACAAUUGAACUGGUUUGUUGCAGAUAAUAAAGGUUGUGUUUCUUA